GUGACCCGCUGUUUACGUGCUCCGUUGGAAACUCUUGGGCAUCUUCCUGUUUCUUUCGCGUUGUGCUGAUUGCGGAAUUUUUCUGACUGUUUCCGCCUGGAGAUGAUCAGUCCUAUUACUUCCUGAGGAACUAACUCUUCCUUGUUGAAUCUCAUGAAGUCCGUGCUAAUUCAAUGCCUGACAGAAGUUGUGGUGGAAGAAGAAGCGCACAACAAUGCUGGUGAAUUCAACUCUAGCGUUUGUGAUCACUCUGCUUGGACUAUCAAGGACCUCAGAGGCAGCCAUAGCUGCUUCUAAAAGAGAGGGUGAUCACUGGGGUAAGAAUCAAGACAGGGUUUCAGAGGUACCACAACAGAAACUAGAACAGUUGGAACCCCUGUUGCUGUCCUCCAAGCAAUGCAACAUCCCUCCAGACAGCCGCUUUGAUUGUGCCCCAGAGAAGCUUCUCUCUCAAGAUGAAUGUCAAGCUCGGGGAUGUUGUUACGUCCCUGUCUCUUCCAAGGAGCCAUGGUGUUUCUUUCCUACCAAUUACUCUAGUUACAAGAUAACAAACCUAACUGCCACCCAGACUGGCUACACUGCCCACUUGAUCCGCAGGGUCCCUUCUUUCAUGCCAGAUGACAUCAUGAAUGUGCAGCUGGAUGUGAUCUUUGAGACCAAGGGGAGGCUUCACUUCACUCUUAAGGAUCCAGCUAGGAAACGCUACGAAGUUCCUUUAGAAACCCCCAAGACCACCAGUAAGGAAUCCUCGACUCUCUAUUCUGUGCAGUUCUCUGCUGAUCCCUUUGGCCUCAUUGUUUUUCGACAAUCCAAUGGCCAAGUUCUGCUGAAUACUACUGUGGCUCCUCUGUUCUGUGCUGACCAGUUCCUUCAGAUCUCCACUGCUCUGCCAUCAAGUUUCAUCUCCGGACUGGGUGAACAUCUGACCCCUCUUACUCUGAGUGUCAAUUGGACCAAAAUUACUUUGUGGAAUCGGGACAUAUCACCUGUGCCCUCUGCCAAUUUGUAUGGUUCCCACCCCUUCUACGUGGUUUUAGAAAAGGGUGGUUUGGCCCACGGAGUCUUCUUACUGAACAGCAAUGCUAUGGAUGUGUUACUGCAGCCCAGUCCAGCUCUGACAUGGAGAACUACUGGGGGUAUCUUGGAUUUCUAUGUCUUCUUGGGCCCAGAUCCAAGCAGUGUGGUGCGCCAGUACAUGGAUGUUAUUGGCUACCCAUUCAUGCCUCCUUACUGGGCUCUCGGAUUCCAUCUCUGUCGCUGGGGAUACACUUCCACUGCUAUUACACGGGAAGUGGUGAAAAACAUGACUACAGCUCUUUUUCCCCUGGACGUACAAUGGAAUGACCUGGAUUAUAUGGACGCUAAGCGAGAUUUCACUUUCAACAAGGAUGGUUUCAGGGACAUGCCAGACAUGGUGAAUGAUUUCCAUCAUGAUGGUCGGAGGUAUGUCAUGAUUGUGGAUCCAGGGAUCAGCAGCACCAGCCCCCCUGGGAGUUAUAGGCCCUAUGAUGAAGGCCUGAAGCGGGGGGUCUUCAUCGUUAAUGCAACAGGACAACCUUUGAUUGGAAGGGUUUGGCCUGGGCCUACUGUCUUCCCUGAUUUCACCAACCCAGAGACUCACCUGUGGUGGUAUGACAUGGUCAAGGAUUUCCAUGACAAAGUGCCCUUUGAUGGCAUGUGGAUAGACAUGAAUGAGCCAUCAAAUUUUGUGGAUGGUUCCUUGGAAGAUUGUCCAAACAACAAGCUUGAAAACCCCCCAUAUGUACCAGGAAUGCUGGGUGGAACCUUGAAGGCAAAAACCCUCUGUGCCUCCAGUAGGCAGUACCUGUCUUCCCACUAUAACUUGCACAGCCUUUAUGGGUUGACUGAAGCCAUUGCAACACACGAUGCUUUGGUGAAAGUGCGAGGAAAGCGUCCAUUUGUGAUCUCACGUUCUACCUUUGCCAGCCAUGGACACUAUGCCGGCCAUUGGACUGGGGAUGUCAUAAGCGUUUGGGAGCAUUUAUACUACAGUAUACCAGCAAUGCUGCUCUUCAAUCUCUAUGGAGUGCCAUUGGUCGGGGCUGACAUCUGUGGGUUUCUGAACAGCACAACGGAAGAGCUGUGUGUACGCUGGACCCAACUGGGCGCAUUCUACCCUUUCAUGCGAAACCACAAUGACCGGGGAAGUAAGUCUCAAGAGCCAUAUGCCUUCAGCCCAGAAGCCCAAGAAGCCAUGAGGAAAGCCUUUUCCCUGCGCUACUCCCUGUUGCCCUAUCUUUACACCCUGUUCCACAAGGCCCACUCUGCAGGCGAGACAGUAGCCCGUCCUCUUUAUUUUGAGUUCCCACAAGACACAUAUACGUGGACCAUUGAUAGGCAGUUCAUGUGGGGAGCUGGGCUCCUCAUUACUCCUGUGUUAGAAGAAGGGAUAAGAAAAAUGCCUGGCUAUUUUCCUUUGGGGACAUGGUAUGAUAUCCUCACGGGAUCUGUCAUCCACAGCAAGGGCCAGUGGAUUCUCCUACCAGCUCCACUUGACACGAUCAAUGUCCAUAUCCGUGGAGGUCACAUUCUUCCUUUGCAGGAGCCUGCUCUCACAACCACAGAGUCCCGUUCAAAUGGAAUGACUCUCAUCGUGGCUUUGACACUGGAAGGGGUGGCCAGAGGCGAUUUGUUCUGGGAUGACGGUGAAGGGCUGCAGACCUUUGAGAAGGGUGAUUACACACAGAUCUUCUUUCUGGCAAGAAAUGGUGUGCUAGCGAAUGAGAUUAUGCGACUUAGCGGCCACAUAGACGGGCUCCUUCUGAUACAGGUGCUAGCGUUAGGUGUUCCCAGCCCUCCCCGGCGGGUCCUAGCAAAUGAUAUCCCCAUCUUGGAUUUUUCUUACCGAACUGACACCAAGGUCCUUACUAUUCCGCUCUCUCUGCUGAUGGGGGAGGAAUUUGUCAUCACUUGGUCUUGAGAAGCAAAAACAGACAGACAACAAUCUGAAUGAAAGAUAAACAUCUCUGAAAUAUAAAUGGAGGAAAAAAAAUUUGACGAACAAGAUCCUUUGCUCCAGUGUUCUAGUAGGAUCAUUAGGUCCUGCAGGAGAUCUCCCAUAUUCCUUUAUCCAUGCUGGAUAUGUAACAAAAUUUAGGUCGAGUUGGAUGCUACCGGCUUUCAUGACAAGAUUCCCUAGUGGUUUGAAUGAUUGCAAUUUUUCAAAUGUCACCUCUCCCCUCUUAGAGGAGAAUAAAUAAUUUCUGUUAAGGGUGUUGCCAGGAUUCCAAUAAUAUUUCCCAGAAAUGCACAGGGAGUUGGAGUAGACUAGUUGAUCUUCAAGUGCCAUUGGUUAUAUUCUGUAAUUUCAUAAAAUUAGGGAUGGGGGAAAGAAAAAAUGAAAGUACCAAAUGUCCAAACCAAUGUACUGAUUACAUGUUACUGGAUGAAUACAAUAAUUUGACAAACAUGUCUAUGCACUAGUGCUUUAUACAGUUAUAUAAAACCACUUGUAAUAGUUCCUUGAUCCAGACAUUUUGACCCAAGUUUUCCUCAGUGUCAUACUGAUGUUCUCGUGGCAGCCUUAGGGGAGAAUGCUUAUGCAGCUCUUUCUCUUGACAAUAGAUUGCUUCCCAGUUGUAAUCUUUUAUUGAGGGAAUGGCUUAGUUCUCCAUGAGAAAAAUGAGUUGCUCCAAGGCCAGGCUUCUUUGAAGCCUCUUCUCUAUUCAAAUUAGGUAAAUUAGUGACUUGCCUGAAUAGAGAAAUCCAGGAAUAGAGUAGUUUCCACUUUUUCUUUUGCUUGAUUCCUUGCUGGCCCACGCUUCUCUUUCACUUCUACAGGCCUUCCUUCUUACUUUCUAUACAGCUGGAAGCACUGAGUCUAGAAAUAUUUCUGGAAAUGAGGCUUAUUCCAACUGAGGUUGGUGUUCUCUCUAUACUAUAUUUAUCUGCAUAAUUGAGAGUUGCUUCCUGUUCAAAAUCAUACAAAGAUGUCUAAUGUUGGAGUUAGACAAAAUGUUGAAAUGAUAUAACGUGGGAUGCCCUAUAGUGUUACAAAGAUUUACAGUACAGAAUUUUUAUCAGAUGAUUAUAUUAAGGAAAAAAAAUCUUAAGAGUUCAUUGGUUUGACAAUUCGGUAUGUUUUAUAUAUUUGCUUUAAAGCAAGCAGUGUGUUUUUGGCACCGAUUAAAAGAGUUUGUAUACUUCAGAAACUGCUCCUAAUUUCUUCUUUCCAUUGGACAUGGAAUAGGAAAGUCAAGGAAAAGUUGAAAUUGUCGAAAUGGAUAUGAUGUAUGCUAUUUUGGAUGUCCUAAGAAUAAAGGAAUGUUUAUGAACCAGAAUGGGCCAAUUUAAUUCAGACAAUUAGAUGGUUUGUGGCUCAGUUCAUAAAAUGGACCUGCUGUGUGUGAGGACAUAUUUAAGGACAUAUUUUAGUACCUGCUCAGUUACAAUAAAAUAAGAGACAAAAUCAUAUCACAAUUAAUGGCUAUCAAGUAAAUAUCAAUAAUGGACAACAGUGGAAUCAAAUAGAUUACAAAACAGGAAACAAAAGAUGGAGAAGUACUAUCCAACUGGCUAUGAGUUUCCAGAUUUGUAUUGUAGAACAUACCAUGAAUUGCUGGUUUCAAUUAUUCAGGUAAAACAUAGAACAUUAAAGAGAAAGGUGUGUCAAAAAAUAGGCUAUUGAGAAUAUAUAUUGAUCUUAUAGUCUGACUGUAACAGCUUUGAUGUGUCUAAUUUGUACAAAAAAGACUAUGAAUUGCUAUGAGAAGAGACAAGAGACAUUGCAAAAACUGAAUAGAUAUUGAAUAACUGAAGCAAAAAAAAUCCCAACAUUUCAAAGAGGAAAAAAAAAACCUCAAGUGGCUUUCAGAACAAUCAGUUGUUAGAGCCAGGCAAAAAAUGAAGGAUGGAAUGGUUGGGCAGCUAGAAGAACAUAAUAGUGACUGAAGACAGACUUCCAAGGUCAAGCAAGCAAGAAUUUAAAAAAAGGUUUUAUUCUCAAGAACGUCAUCAGAAGAAUAAAUGUAAAAAGAAAAUGUAAAAAGAAGAGUACUUAAGAUGUAGGUCUUCCCCAAUGGGGAAGUGAGAUUAGAGUGGAACAGAGUAUGUUAGUGGCAUUGGGGGAACGUGCCAAUUUUUUAUGUUUUUGAGUUAUUGGUUUUAUUGUUUCUUGUUUUUAUUAUGUAUAUGUUGCUUUAUUCUUGACUGGAAACUGCCCAGAUAGCAAGCUAUGCAAAAGUUUUAAAUAAAUAAAUAAACAUUACAAC
Molecule: messenger RNA, 5231 nt
Organism: Pseudonaja textilis
Lineage: Eukaryota; Metazoa; Chordata; Lepidosauria; Squamata; Elapidae
Gene: GAA
Product: alpha glucosidase
Biological process (GO): lysosome organization; glycogen catabolic process
Cellular component (GO): lysosomal membrane
Molecular function (GO): carbohydrate binding; alpha-1,4-glucosidase activity
Source: RefSeq, a predicted model, not a curated record